AUGGCUGAACUUCUUCUUGGGGAGUCCAAACUGGAACAAUUUUUGAAGGAAAACACUCUUAAACAAAGUAGUAGUCCACUGGGUCCCCGGCCAAAGCUGACUGAGGUCAGGAAACAUCUCACCGCAGCACUUGAUAGGGGAAACCUAAAGCCAGAAUUCUUACAAGAAGCUAACCUAAUUAUGGCCAAGUUAAACUAUGUGGAAGGUGAUUACAAGGAAGCUCUGAACACAUAUGCCAGAGUAGGAGUUGAUGAUUUGCAGCUAGCUGCAGUGCCACCAUAUAGGCUACGGAUGAUUGCUGAAGCAUAUUCUACUAAAGGCCUCUGUCUUGAGAAGUUGCCAAUUUCUUCUUCAGCUAGCAACCUCCAUAUGGACCGUGAACAAGAAAUUGUUACAUGCUAUGAGAAGGCUGGGGAUAUUGCUCUUCUGUACCUUCAGGAGAUAGAAAGGGUAAUUAAUGCAAAUAUACAAAACAGAAGCCCUAAGCCAGGGCCCACUGCACAUGAACAAGAACUUGGUUUUUUCUUGGAAACAGGACUUCAGAGAGCACAUGUUUUGUAUUUCAAGAAUGGGAACUUGACGAGAGGAGUUGGUAGAUUUAGAGAGUUACUAAGAGCUGUCGAAACAAGAACUACACAAAAUCUGCGAAUGACAAUAGCAAGGCAACUGGCUGAAAUAUUGUUACGAGGCAUGUGUGAACAGAGUUAUUGGAACCCACUGGAAGAUCCUCCUCACCAAUCACCCCUAGAUGAUCCUCUUCGAAAAGGUUCAAAUACUAAGAAUUACGCACUCAGUAGAAGACCGCGGGUAUACACUGGAGAAAACAUCUUUUGUCCUCAAGAAAAUACAGAAGAAGCCUUACUGUUGCUGCUUAUUAGUGAAUCUAUGGCUAACCGUGAUGCUGUGCUGAGCAGAAUACCAGAACACAAAAAUGAUCGUAUCAUCAGUUUGCAAAGUGCAUCUGUAGUCUACGAUUUGCUUACUAUAGCCUUGGGAAGAAGAGGCCAAUAUGAAAUGCUCUCAGAGUGUUUAGAAAGAGCCAUGAAGUUUGCGUUUGAAGAGUUCCAUCUCUGGUAUCAAUUUGCAUUGUCCUUGAUGGCAGCAGGAAAAUCUGCUCGAGCUGUUAAAGUCUUGAAGGAAUGUAUACGUUUGAAACCAGAUGAUGCAACUAUUCCACUCCUUGCUGCAAAGCUCUGUAUGGGAUCUCUCCACUGGUUGGAAGAAGCUGAAAGAUUUGCCAAAACAGUAGUUGAUCUUGGGGACAAAACAUCAGAGUUCAAAGCAAAAGGCUACUUGGCACUGGGAUUGACUUACAGUCUGCAGGCUACUGAUGCAUCUUUGCGAGGGAUGCAAGAGGUCUUGCAGAGAAAGGCUCUUCUUGCAUUUCAAAGGGCUCACAGUUUGUCUCCAACAGAUCAUCUGGCAGCAUUUUACUUGGCACUGCAGCUUGCCAUAUCCAGACAGAUACCAGAAGCUUUGGGUUAUGUUCGUCAGGCUCUGCAACUACAGGGAGAUGAUGCCAACUCUCUUCAUCUCCUUGCGCUCUUGCUAUCAGCCCAGAAACACUAUCAUGAUGCUUUGAAUAUCAUUGAUAUGGCCUUGAGUGAAUAUCCAGAAAAUUUUAUAUUACUGUUUACAAAAGUCAAACUGGAGUCCCUGUGCAGAGGCCCAGAUGAAGCACUCCUAACCUGUAAACACAUGCUCCAGAUUUGGAAAUCCUGCUACAAUCUCACUAACCCAAGUGAUUCCGGACGUGGGAGCAGCCUGUUAGACAGAGCUAUUGCUGACAGACGACAGCUUAAUACAAUUACAUUACCAGAUUUCAGUGAUCCUGAAACAG
Egretta garzetta (little egret) is the source of this 1840-nucleotide messenger RNA. Its product is annotated as tetratricopeptide repeat protein 7B. Gene Ontology annotation, molecular function: protein binding. The transcript has 16 exons. Gene Ontology annotation, biological process: protein localization to plasma membrane; phosphatidylinositol phosphate biosynthetic process. Gene Ontology annotation, cellular component: plasma membrane. Lineage: Eukaryota; Metazoa; Chordata; Aves; Pelecaniformes; Ardeidae. The record is from RefSeq and is a predicted model, not a curated record. The annotation marks the transcript as partial.